AAGGUCUAAACCUUGAAGAAGCUGAUUAUCAUAUUGAGAAGUGAAGAAAUAGCAAAACGUUAGUCGAGUUCUCGAGCUCGUCGGGGUUGACUCGCUACUCCCAGAAGCGAGAAGUACUAUACAUCGUGGCUAGAGUUUGCGAGGCAUGACUUCGUCCAUUUUCCUCACAAUGGCUGGCUGGACUAGUGACAAGUUUCGACUGAGCUGCCUGGAGAAUCAGGGUUUGAAACGUGCCCUGCUAAAAAUGCUCAUACUGGAUAAUGGCAACAGCAAGAACAGCAACAUCGAAGCCGAUAGAACAGCCACCGAGUACCUGGUCGAUCAAGGAGCGCCCAACAACAAGUCGCUGCUCAGCUUUUUUGCAAUCAAUGCUCUUGAGCUGAGUGCCCCCGCUAGUCCCGUCCUCCUGGAGCACAACGCCCCAGCGAUUCCCUCCGGUUGGCUGCAACUCUCGGGCCAUCCCAAAAGCAUUGCCCCGGUGGCCAAUGGCAUCGUCCGCAAGCGCGUAUCCGGACCCAACGACGCGGAAGUUAUGGCCUAUCGGCAGCUGUCGAUCGAUUCCCACGCCAGCAAGGUCGUACCCAAGUUUCUCGGGGUGCACCGACUGAAUGGAGAACACUUUAUCGAACUGCAGGAUCUGCUGCACGGGUUCCACGAUCCGAACGUGAUGGACAUCAAGAUCGGCUUCCGGACGUUCUCCGAGAACGAGGUCUCCAAUACGACGCUCCGGGAAGAUCUGUACAAAAAAAUGAUCGCCAUCGAUCCGCAUGCUCCCACCGCCGAGGAGCACCAGCGAAAGGCCAUCACCAAACUACGGUACAUGCUGUUUCGGGAGAACAUGUCCUCGUCGCAGGAGAAAGGUUUCCGGAUAGAAGCACUCAAAAUGCGUGGCUCCUCACCGAUUACUGAUAUGAAGACAGUCAAAACAAGCCAGGAAAUCCAGGGAACCAUAUCGAAUUUCGUCAACGGGCGCAAAAGCGUCGCCAAGGAUAUGUGCAAAAGACUGAAGCAAAUGCGAACGCUUAUAGAAAAGUCGGAGUUUUUCCAGCGGCACCAGGUGGUCGGCAGCAGCAUUUUCAUCGUGUACGACGACCACAAGGUGGGCGUGUGGUUAAUCGAUUUCGCCAAAGCUUUGCCACUGCCCGAAGGUGUCAAGCUGGAUCACAGGAAACGUUGGACCUUGGGCAACUGCGAGGAAGGUCUGUUGUUUGGGCUCGACGAACUGGUUCGAACCCUAGAUGAUGUGCAUCGAUCUAUCCAGCAGUCGUCACAUGAUUUAAAGAAAUAUGGUCGCCGAUAGAGAGGUAUUCUGGUCCAGAGGCGGAAUGCAGCGGCGUCGUAGACCGAAGAGCUAGUCAGAAAAAUGCUAAUUGAAAAAAAAUCAACCAAGACUGAAUUAAUUGGCACUCAUUUGCCAGUAAUAUUUUUCUAGAAGCUAAUGCCAGUUAAUGUUAUUCGUAGGCAUAAGGCAUGUAGGAAUUGAAACAAACCAGUGUUAGCAUUCAAAUCGCCGUAAAAAGUUCAAUACUUAAUCAAAGUCUUGUGUGUGAAAAAGAAAAGACAUUUCCUACUUAAUGCAAAGACAUGCUACUUAACACAAGCGCCAUUUUCACCAGACAAAUUUUCCACAUUGGAAAACGAUCAAUCUAUUUGCCUUAUUUGCUUGUCAUGUAAAUUAUAUAUUAUCAAGUUAAUAAAGUCUUAAGCCCCCAAAGUACAUGGAUAGUCGACACUCCUCAAAUUAUUAUUGAUUUAGCAUUAUUUAUCCUUACUUUACAGAGUGAGAGGAUCUUCGUUAAUUAUUGUUACAGUUGAAUAAAUUAUAAUUAUAAUUUUUUUUUUGUUCAACAUGUUCCAACUAAUUAGGGA
Messenger RNA from Ochlerotatus camptorhynchus, 1869 nucleotides. RefSeq names its product inositol-trisphosphate 3-kinase-like protein (gene IP3K1). The transcript has 4 exons. Gene Ontology annotation, cellular component: nucleus; cytoplasm. Gene Ontology annotation, biological process: inositol phosphate biosynthetic process. Gene Ontology annotation, molecular function: inositol tetrakisphosphate kinase activity; inositol-1,4,5-trisphosphate 3-kinase activity. The record is from RefSeq and is a predicted model, not a curated record. Bases 146 to 1300 code for a protein of 384 amino acids. NCBI's taxonomy places the organism in Eukaryota, Metazoa, Arthropoda, Insecta, Diptera, Culicidae.